GUAUGAACUCAUCUGACUGAAGUACUCAGCUGAAACAUGAGUGAAUAUUCAAACCAGAGUCAGUCUGGCGCCGAUUAUGAAUGGCAUUAUGAGUAUUAUGAUGACGAGGAGCCCGUGUCCUUCGAGGGACUGAGAGCAAACAGAUACUCUAUUGUGAUUGGUUUCUGGGUCGGACUGGCCGUGUUUGUCAUCUUCAUGUUCUUUGUUUUGACGCUGCUGACCAAAACAGGAGCUCUGCAUCCAGAGAUCCCUGAUCCCAGUGAAAAGCAUCAUGGUCUAGCUGACUGUGUGCUGGAGCUCGGCGGCUCUCAGGCGCUUUCUCUGCCGCCGCUGCCGGACGAAUCACGUUCCCUCUUUCACUUCUACAUUCACGAGGAGACCGUCAGAGACACUGUGAUUGGCCGAGGGAGGUGUUGUGGGCGGGGCCCCGGGCUCCACCUCCAGGGGGCGGCAGAGGACGAGAGAGGUGAUGAAGACGAGCACUUCCUGUCCGACUUCCACAUUCCGAACUUCGUGAGCUCCGAGCAGAACUCCAGCGUCGGCAACGAUGACUUCCUGCCGUGUGAGCCAUCAAUCAUCACAGACAGCCAAUCAGCAGCUCUGAAGAGCUUAGAGCCCGCCCACACUUCCUAUGAUGUCAUCAGACACUAACAGGGACAGUGACUGAUUUUUAAUGAGCUGCUUAUUUUCAAGAAAUGCAAGUUGAUACGAGGAUAUGUGGCUCGUUUUUAUGUUUUAAAGAAAGUGUUUAUGCAGUAGAUUACAUUAGUGAUCAGAACAUUUCUACAAGACUUUCACUAUAAGGUGACUUUAUUUAGAGGUUUCUUUUUUUUAUAAAUUCUUUAUUUUCUUUAUAUAAGAGAUUAU
Molecule: messenger RNA, 867 nt
Organism: Sinocyclocheilus grahami
Lineage: Eukaryota; Metazoa; Chordata; Actinopteri; Cypriniformes; Cyprinidae
Gene: mrap2b
Product: melanocortin 2 receptor accessory protein 2b
Exons: 3
Coding region: 37-651 (204 amino acids)
Biological process (GO): regulation of adenylate cyclase-activating G protein-coupled receptor signaling pathway; protein localization to plasma membrane
Cellular component (GO): endoplasmic reticulum; plasma membrane
Molecular function (GO): corticotropin hormone receptor binding; signaling receptor regulator activity; type 5 melanocortin receptor binding
Source: RefSeq, a predicted model, not a curated record